Drepanopeziza brunnea f. sp. 'multigermtubi' MB_m1 is the source of this 531-nucleotide messenger RNA. RefSeq lists its product as uncharacterized. NCBI's taxonomy places the organism in Eukaryota, Fungi, Ascomycota, Leotiomycetes, Helotiales, Drepanopezizaceae. The record is from RefSeq and is a predicted model, not a curated record.
AUGAAGCUAUCACCGAUACCCGCAGCUGUCAUACUCCUCGCUGCCCAAUGUGUAGCCGAAACCGUUGUUGUUGUAGCCGCGCCCCGAGCAGCGCCUAAAACCUCGCUAUCCCUACCAACGCGAACCUCCUCCCUGCCUUUCCCAAAUUCGCUACCCAGAGACGCCAAUACCAAUACCAAUACCAAUACCAAUACCAACACGACAACAAUAUCAGCGCCGACAGAGAUGAUGCCGACGAUGAUGAUAUCCACCGCCGGGCGCGAGGCGGCGGCGCCUAGGAUGACGCCGAAACCGGACUUCCAGCCCGGUGACGAGGCGGCGCUGAGUCUGCGCCAGAAGUGGCAUCUGACGACGUAUUGGAGCUGUGCGACGUUUGCGGCUGGGAGGGUCUUUUGCGGGUGGCAUGAGCCGGUACUGCCUGGUGGCGAUGAGAUUGCAGGUGCGAACGGGAGGGGAGAGACGAGGGGCGAGUUGAAGGCGUGGGCGGUUGGGGCGCUGGUGCUGGAGCUGGCUAUCGGUGCUGCGUUGUGA